Molecule: messenger RNA, 915 nt
Organism: Vitis vinifera (wine grape)
Lineage: Eukaryota; Viridiplantae; Streptophyta; Magnoliopsida; Vitales; Vitaceae
Exons: 4
Coding region: 1-915 (304 amino acids)
Molecular function (GO): protein binding
Source: RefSeq, a predicted model, not a curated record
AUGGCAUUUGCAAUUGAGGAUGCAGAACUGGAAGCUAUUAAAGUGAAGUUGUUCGAUUGCGCCAUGCAAAAUGAUUGGGAAGAAGUUGUAAGAAUAUGCGAGCAACACCCCAGUGCUCACAAGGCUAUCAUCCCUGCAUCGGGGGAGACAAUAUUGUAUAUGGCAGUCUCAGAUACGGAAGAAAAAAUAGUUGAAAAACUGGUUGGACAGAUUAGUCCGUCCGAGCUUGAUGCUUUGAAGAUUGGAAAUGAGGAGGGAGACACUCCUCUCCAUUUGGCUGCAUCAAUAGGAAAUGUUCAAAUGUGCAAGUGUAUCACUGAUAAGGAUAGGAAAUUGGUGGGUUUUCCCAACAGCAAAGCGGAAACACCGCUCUUCUUGGCAGCCCUCCGCGGUCAGAAAGAAACUUUUCUUUUCCUACAUGGAAUGUGUGAGAGCUCUGAACGCCGCAAUUACUGUCGGAGGGAUGAUGGCAGAAAUAUACUUCACUGCGUUAUCGAUGGAGAAUACUUCGAUAUGGCAUUCCAAAUAAUUCAACAGUAUGGAGAUCUAGUUGACUCGGUUGACGAGAAUGGACUUACCCCUCUCCAUCUCCUGGCGAGUAAGCCCACUGCAUUCAGAAGUGGUACUCCCCUCAGCUGGUUCGAAAGAAUUAUCUAUCAUUGUGUGUAUGUUGAAAACCUCAAGGAAGAUGAGUUUCCACAACAAAGCCCACAGACUUCUACGAGAAAAAAGAUACCCGAGGGUCCUGAGAACUAUCAAACAUGCAUGUACUUCGGGGACAUGAUUAAAACAUCAGAAAAUCUGCCACACCAUCAAGCCCUUAACUACCAAAAUCAGUCCUACAAUGGUGAUGAAAAAACUCAUGGAAUGACAAUAGACAAGGACAACAAACUUCAACCCAAUCAGUUUGAGUAG